Messenger RNA from Drosophila mojavensis, 541 nucleotides. It is a transcript of the gene Polr3I, whose product is annotated as DNA-directed RNA polymerase III subunit RPC9. Gene Ontology annotation, cellular component: RNA polymerase III complex. The transcript has 3 exons. Gene Ontology annotation, biological process: transcription initiation at RNA polymerase III promoter. Gene Ontology annotation, molecular function: nucleotide binding. Lineage: Eukaryota; Metazoa; Arthropoda; Insecta; Diptera; Drosophilidae. The record is from RefSeq and is a predicted model, not a curated record. The coding region runs from base 99 to 500 and encodes 133 amino acids.
AUUACUUAAUGGUCGAUACCACUUCCAAUCGGUGGAACUCGUGUGUGGUUAUCGUGCUUGUUUACAAAUUGUUUAUGGCUAUGAAUUAAUUAAGCAGUAUGGAGACGGUAAAUGCCACUUACUCGUAUAUCACAAAUUUUGAGGUGAUGCAAAUAUUACAACAUAUAAAGGGCACCAAAAAGAAAUGGGGCAUGCACAAUCUCGCAACGGUUACUUACGAGGCUCUACAGUACCUCGAAGAAUCGCCUUGUAAAACACAAACACGUGAAUCCAUUAAAGGCUAUCUGUGUGACUUGGCCACCUAUAGGUUGAUGCCACAUGAGCAGCUUCAAAUGGUUAAUGAUCCUCCCACCAGUGCCCUGCAUACACAACUGCUUAUUGACGAUAAUAAAGUCCCACUCACUGACGAGGAGAACGAGGCUAUUAUCCAGCUAACGCAUAAGCACUUCUCGAAUACUACCACGGAACCGGUACAAGCCAACCAACAAGCACCGACAUAAAAAACUAUAUAUACUAGAGAUUAAAUCAUUUUUUAUUUGAA